AUGACAUUAUCUCCAACGCCUUCAUCAGGAAGACAAGAAUUAAUAUGUCAAUGGAAGGGAUGUUUGCGCAUGUUCCCAGAUGCUGAAACAUUGUAUAAACAUCUUUCAGUAGAACAUGUUGGAAGAAAAUCGACGGGAAAUCUCUGCUUGGAUUGUCAUUGGGAUGACUGUGACAUUAAAACUACUAAGCGAGAUCAUAUUACAAGUCAUAUAAGAGUUCAUGUUCCUUUGAAACCGCAUGUUUGCGAGGCAUGUAAGAAAGCAUUUAAACGUCCGCAGGAUCUAAAGAAGCAUAAGAAAACACAUACCGAACAACAUCAACAACAAUUGUCUUGUACCAGAAAAAAUCGCCGUAACACUUCAAAGAAACUCGUUCGUCCUCCAACACCACCUUAUCAUCAUCCAUAUCAUCAUUCACCUACUACUACAUAUCAACAACCUACAUAUUCAGCAUAUUCAAAUAUGGAUGCUUUAUUUUUAAAACAAGAACAAACGAAUUCUUAUUUAAAUUCAACUUUAAUCGGUGCAGGCUUAUACAGUCAAGAUUUGUAUAGAGAUACUAACAAAUAUCAAUCAUUAGCGAAUGAAAGAUUACCAUCGCUUUCUCAAUCCUUCUUACAUUGCAAAUGGACUACUACGAGCCACGCAGGAGAAUCAGAAUUAUGCGA
This is a messenger RNA of Dentiscutata erythropus, 668 nucleotides long. The record is from the annotation of a GenBank genome assembly. Lineage: Eukaryota; Fungi; Glomeromycota; Glomeromycetes; Diversisporales; Gigasporaceae.